CGACGGAGCACAGCUUUCGGGGAACAAAUUGCAACUGCAAUACCUACGAGAUCAUCAACUGCGUUAUAAUAGCAGGUUCAAAGAGGCAGCUACAAGAUGCAGGAUAAUCGUCCCGAGCUCUAUGAAGAGGUGAAACUCUAUCGACAGGCAAGAGAGCGAGAAAAGUACGAUAACAUGGCCGAUUUGUUCGCCCUUGUGUCCACGCUGCAGAAUUUGGAAAAGGCAUACAUUAGAGAUUGCAUUACACCCCAAGAGUACACAGCUGCAUGCUCGAAGCUGCUGGUGCAGUAUAAGGUGGCCUUCAAGAUCGUCCAAGGGGAUGAAUUUCCUACGAUCGAUUCAUUUGUGAAACAGUUUCGCCUGGACUGCCCGGCUGCUCUAGAACGCAUUCGAGAGGAUAGACCAAUUACCAUCCGAGAUGAUAAAGGCAACACAAGUAAAUGCAUUGCAGACAUUGUUUCCAUGUUCAUCACGCUCAUGGACAAGCUCCGACUUGAAAUUCGUGCCAUGGAUGAUUUGCAACCAGAGCUGCGCGAUCUGCUUGAUACUAUGAAUCGUCUGUCGCUGAUUCCCGACAAUUUUGAAGGCAAAGAAAAGGUUGCCAAUUGGCUUGCCACUCUCAACACGAUGCAGGCGUCAGAUGAUCUGACCGAAACACAAGUGCGACAGCUACUCUUCGAUCUGGAAUCAUCCUAUUCGGCAUUUAAUAAUCUUUUGCAUACAACUUAAGCUUCAGUAUUGAGGUUCACCCUUUUCCCUGAUGAUUGUAAAUAGAUUCACAUAAUGAUGUUGGAAACAGAGAACAUGAUAAGAGAGAAAGCUAUCGGGAACAGAGCAUCGAUGGAAUUUGACGGAAGUCCGUAUCCGACUAACACUAAUAGAACUGAUUGGAAAAGGAAAGCAUUGAGAUUCGUGUAACCAUGUGCAUAUUUUUAAUCAAACACGUAUAAAAAAAUAUACAUAUAUAUUGUUCAA
Molecule: messenger RNA, 975 nt
Organism: Anopheles nili
Lineage: Eukaryota; Metazoa; Arthropoda; Insecta; Diptera; Culicidae
Gene: Vps28
Product: vacuolar protein sorting-associated protein 28 homolog
Exons: 1
Coding region: 97-729 (210 amino acids)
Biological process (GO): protein transport to vacuole involved in ubiquitin-dependent protein catabolic process via the multivesicular body sorting pathway
Cellular component (GO): ESCRT I complex
Molecular function (GO): protein-containing complex binding
Source: RefSeq, a predicted model, not a curated record